Molecule: messenger RNA, 7904 nt
Organism: Phyllostomus hastatus (greater spear-nosed bat)
Lineage: Eukaryota; Metazoa; Chordata; Mammalia; Chiroptera; Phyllostomidae
Gene: CREBRF
Product: CREB3 regulatory factor
Exons: 10
Coding region: 514-2433 (639 amino acids)
Biological process (GO): regulation of transcription by RNA polymerase II; response to unfolded protein
Cellular component (GO): nucleus
Molecular function (GO): DNA-binding transcription factor activity, RNA polymerase II-specific; RNA polymerase II transcription regulatory region sequence-specific DNA binding
Source: RefSeq, a predicted model, not a curated record
CGCGAUUUCCGGGAACCCGUCAGAAAGGACAUAAACAAAACAAACCCGAGGCAGCAUGGAGAGGGGCCGCGGCCCCUGCAGCAGAACCGGACCCAGUCCCUGAGCCGCCCCACAAGCACAGCCAUCCUAAUGGGUGUGUCAGAAAUUUUUGACCAUCUGCUCUGAUGAAUGUUGGAUGACUCAGAAGUGCUGCUCACCAUUGUGAGGAACCAGUUCCCUCCAGUUACUGCAAGGGGGCGGUGGCCUGAGCCAGUGCCCUCUAAGGGGAGCUGCAGGGACGCCGGCCACGUGGACUGACGCUGCUUGUCCAGAAGACAUUCUCAUUUUCAGAGAGGUUCGCACAGAAAAGAAAAGCAGCGACCCAAGCAAUCUAAGUGAAGGCAUUCCAGGGAACCCUGCCGUUUAUUGUGAAAACCAUCUUUAAUUCUGAAAUUAAAAGUAAAGCUGGAAAGGAAUUUACAAACGAGAAAAAAAAGAAGUUUGGGAGCGGACUCACGGGACCUGGGCUUGGAAAUGCCUCAGCCCAGUGUAAGCGGAAUGGAUCCGCCUUUCGGGGAUGCCUUUCGAAGCCACACCUUUUCGGAACAGACUCUGAUGAGCACAGAUCUCUUAGCAAACAGCUCAGACCCAGAUUUCAUGUAUGAACUGGACAGAGAGAUGAACUACCAGCAGAACCCCAGAGACAACUCCCCCUCUCUGGAGGACUGCAAGGACAUCGAGAACCUGGAGUCCUUCACAGACGUCCUGGAGAACGAGGGCGCUUUCACCUCGAACUGGGAGCAGUGGGACACGUACUGUGAGGACCUGACCAAGUACACCAAGCUGACCAGCUGCGACAUCUGGGGGACAAAAGAGGUGGACUACCUGGGUCUCGAUGACUUUUCUAGCCCUUACCAGGACGAAGAGGUCAUAAGUAAAACUCCAACUUUGGCCCAGCUCAAUAGCGAAGACUCUCAGUCUGUUUCUGACUCCCUGUAUUACCCGGAUUCGCUUUUCAGUGUCAAACAAAAUCCUUUGCCUUCUUCAUUCCCUGGUAAGAAGAUCGCAAGCAGAGCAGCCGCCCCUCUGUGUUCUUCUAAGACUCUUCAGGCUGAGGUCCCUUUGUCAGACUGCGUCCAGAAAGCAAGUAAACCCACUUCAAGCACACAGAUCAUGGUGAAGACCAACAUGCAUCACACUGAGAAGGUGAACUUCCAUGUGGAGUGUAAAGACUACGUAAAAAAGGCAAAAGUAAAGAUCAACCCAGUGCAGCAGAGCCGGCCCUCGCUGAGCCAGGUGCACGCCGACGCCGCAAAGGAGAACACCUGCUACUGUGGGGCGGUAGCAAAGAGGCCGGAGAAGAAAGGGAUGGAGCCUCUUCAGGGUCAUGCCACUCCAGCUUUGCCUUUCAAAGAAACCCAGGAACUAUUGCUCAGCCCCCUGCCCCAGGAGGGCCCGGGGGCAGCUGCAGCAGGAGAAAGUAGCAGCCUUUCUGCCAGCACAUCUGUCUCAGAUUCAUCCCAGAAAAAAGAAGAGCACAAUUAUUCCCUCUUUGUCUCCGACAACUUGGGUGAGCAGCCAACCAAACACAGUCCCGAGGAAGAGGAGGAGGACGAGGAGGAUGUCGACGACGAGGACCAUGACGAAGGAUUUGGCAGCGAGCACGAACUUUCUGAAAACGAGGAGGAGGAGGAAGAGGAAGAGGAUUAUGAAGAUGACAAAGAUGACGAUAUUAGUGACACUUUCUCCGAACCAGGUUAUGAAAAUGAUUCUGUGGAAGACUUGAAGGAGAUGACUUCAAUAUCCUCUCGGAAGAGAGGCAAAAGAAGGUACUUCUGGGAGUACAGUGAACAGCUCACGCCGUCGCAGCAAGACAGGAUGCUCAGGCCCUCUGAGUGGAACCGGGACACCUUGCCGAGUAACAUGUACCAGAAAAACGGCUUGCAUCAUGGGAAAUAUGCAGUAAAGAAGUCACGGAGAACUGAUGUAGAAGACUUGACUCCAAAUCCUAAAAAACUACUGCAGAUAGGCAAUGAACUACGGAAACUGAAUAAGGUGAUCAGUGACCUGACUCCGGUCAGCGAGCUUCCCUUAACUGCUCGGCCAAGGUCAAGGAAGGAAAAAAAUAAGCUGGCUUCCAGGGCUUGUCGGUUAAAGAAAAAAGCCCAGUAUGAAGCUAAUAAAGUGAAAUUGUGGGGCCUCAACACAGAAUAUGAUAAUUUAUUGUUUGUAAUCAACUCCAUCAAGCAAGAGAUUGUAAACCGAGUACAGAGCCCAAGAGAGGACAGAGGACCCAACAUGGGGCAGAAGCUUGAAAUCCUCAUUAAAGAUACUCUUGGUCUCCCAGUUGCUGGGCAAACCUCAGAAUUUGUUAACCAAGUGUUAGAGAAGACCGCAGAAGGCAACCCCACCGGAGGCCUUGUAGGACUGAGGAUACCAACGUCAAAAGUGUAAUCAGCCUCAUUGGACCACUGGUCAGAACUGUCUGAGUUUGUCAUGUUAUCCGUUGUAAAUUUUCAUUCUGUUUUGCAUGUCAGUUUAGCAUUAUGUAAACAUUUGCAAUUAGGUUACAUUGUUUUAAGAACUAAGUAGCAUAAGUGAAGCAUGAUCCAAAACACUUGAUUAUUGCAUUUUCAGAGCGUAAACCAUGGUUACAACUGCUACUGGCAUCAAAAUUGAAACUCACACAUCUAACUAAAUGUUUAGAUACAGAUCGCAAAAAUCUGUUAAAGCAGAACAUUUUGGGGGGUGAAGAUUUUUUUAGUAAAUGCCAAAUAUCGUGGCAGGUUUAUGUUCUGAACUACAAAAAAAUCGAGGAAGCAGUUUUUUAAAGCAGUUUAGAUUGUUUUUAGAAUUAUUGCUUUUUGUUCUAAUUUCCCACACCCAUCAGUCUCUCUUGUCCGCGGCACAGCCCAGCACUCAGGCCGUGCGCCGUGUCCGAUGUUCGCGUUCCGAGCUCAAUGCGGCAUAUAUAAAUAUAUAAAUAUAUAUAUAAUGUCUGUGCGAGUCAGAAAAAAAGCAUAUUCUUUGUGCCUUGUAUUUUGGGGAAACUAUAAAACUGGUAAUAUUUUGUAUGAUGAAAACCCUAAUGAGGAAAAACAAGAUAUAUAGAUGGAAAAAUUAUGGGGUUUAAAUGUUUUUUUGUUCCAACUCUUUUUCAGAAUUUUUGAAUGUAUAUAGGACUAUGUUGAAAUGUAGAUAUAUGCCACAGAGUCUGUGUAUUGUAUAAAAAAAAACAAAACAAAAAACAAACAAAAAAAAGAUGGCUCUAGAAAACUCAUAUUUCGGUACUUGACCGGAAGAAGACAAAUACUUGCACAUUAUUGCGAUUGUUUUAUUUUUUGUACCAAAGACAAAUGCAACUGAUAUGGCAAACUGCCAGUCUAAGUAAAGUUUUGCACAGCUUACAUGAUACUGUAUGAAUGUAUGAAUAAAAGGAGAAAAAAGAAAACGAAAAGGUCAGGGUUAGGGAUCUUACUGAACUGUGAAUUUUAUUUCUGUUUGGGUCCAAUUAUCUACAGAAGGAGCACCCACAUGUACAACUAUGAUUUCGCUGUUCCUCUAGUUCGCUUCCACGGUAGAUAAGUUGGUGGCCAUUUAGGUGUCUCGUCUUUUUAUUUCUGCACUUAUUGUAGAAAAAUUUAAUAUAUUUCAUUUUAGUAAGCUAUUGAUAAAAUAGUUUUUGACCUUGAAAAUUUAAAGUUUAUUUAGCUUAUUGUAGUAUACUUCCACCAAACAACCAAAAUACAGAUUAUUUUUAUUGUAUUAUGUAUAUAUAUGUAAAGAAAGAGAAAAGCUAAAAAUAUCUAAUUCUUUAGUUGCCACUUUUCCAAUGGAUGUAUUAUUGUGCAUGUGAUAUUUUCAAAGAUCAACACAAGCUUAAAACAAAAACAAAAAAAUUUAUAGAUUUUUAUAUUUUUGUACAGGUAUUUUCAAACUAGCUUCUUCAGACUUACAUGUGACUUCUUCUAUAGUUUCUAGAACUGAGAAAUACUAACACAUUUAGUUUUUAGGUGCUCUGUUUUGCUCACAUGAAACAGCUUCAUUAGUCAGUGUUUUAACUGUGUUUAAGCUUUACCUCUCGAUGAGAAGUUUCUGUGUCAAGGCAGCAUUGUAACCCUUCCCCCAGACCUUUCCAGCUUGUCUCUCUCUCUUACUGUGUGAUUCUCAAAUCUUGUGGUUUGAAUUCUGAAAACUGGUAGCUUAAAACUAUAUGUUAAAAAAAAAAUUCCUACCUAGCCAGAAAAAAAAUACCAAAAAUUUCAGACCUAGCUGCUGAGAGAGUAUCUAUUUCUCCAUUACCCAUUGGAGAAUGUAUUCUUUAAUUAUAGUUUGUCUGUAUCGUGUAUUUCCUUUCUUUUACUCCUCCCACCCCCAGGCAUUUGUAAGCGAUUGCACACGAAGCUCUAGCUUACAAAGGUUUGAUUCUAAAACACACAGUAACACCCGAGCGAUGCUUCACACGCUUCUUUGACUUCGUGCACUGUGACACACCCGAGCCUGUGGUGUGCUUGGUGGAAAUGUGCCUGGUUAGUGUGUUCACACCGAACAGAUGAUAAGCUCAGAUCUGUUGGUUGAAUAGAAUGUGAGCUCAUUGUUUAAAGUGUUUCCUUUUUAGGUGGGAGAAUGCAAAGCACAGGUUUGUAACUUGGAAGUAUGUAAAGUUUUGACAGAAUGUAUCUGGCAAAUUAAGACGUAUUCCAAAAUACAGCAGUUUUGCAAUCAGGGGAAAGUCAUUUUAUGAUAGAGAUUCAGCUGAUGAGAUUUCUAAAAUUGCCCCUUUCUAGCUGCUCUGUUAGGAAUUCUGGUUUUUGAUACCUUUUUCCUCUCUGCAAACCAGAAUUUGAUUUUUUGGUCUUGCAUUUCAAAAAAGACUUUGAAUCUGUUUAGUAGAUUCCAUAUCCUUGCAUUUCAGUGUUUUAUAUGUACUACUUAAGUUAAAUAGUUAAAAGCUUUUAAAUAGUUGAGCUUUUUAAUGUUGACACUUUAUUUUGUACCUAUUUAUAUACGUAUGUAUAUCUUAGAAAAGCACUUUGUUAAAAAAAUUUGCAUUUUAUAUGAUUCCUGCCAUUUGCUGCUAAAUCUGGGCUGGUCAGAAUGCUGCAGCGAUACUUGAUCUAAACAAAAACCUGGCGGUAAAAUGUAGAGUGCGAGUUAAACCCUCUUGCUGUUUUAACUUGAUCAUAGAGAUGACAUAGGCAAGCUGUGCAGCUUUACAUUUUAACCAGGGGACUCUGUGGCAUUUAAAACCGUCUAGAAAUGGUUGUACUUUAAUGCCAGUAAUAAUCUGCUUCCUCUAUUGUCAUUAAAUAUAUAUGUUUAAUGUAUCACACAAACAAAUCUUAUAAGGGUAAUGUAAAAACCCCAACAAUUGUACAUGUUCUGUUUUUGAAAUUGUGGCAUGUAUUUUUGGGCGAAGAUCCUUAGAGAAGAGCUCUCUAAAGGUUUUCCGUGUUGCUCAUACAUGGUAUACAGAUCACUCAUAAUGACGUCCAGACUCUGUCUUUAAGUGAAGGCAUUGUGAACUCACCUCAGAUGAACCCAUUGUUCCAAAAGCAAUUAUAGAGACUCUGACUCUAGUAGUACUAUGAUUUCAAAACAAAACAAAACAAAAAAAAAACAAAAAAAAAAACAAAAAACGUUCUUCCUCGUUUCAGAUACACUGGAUUCUUUAUAGAGUUUGUCUCCAUAAUGAAAGCAUGCUGUCCAGUUGUUCUUGUUAAGAUCUUGUCUGAGUUUUGAACUGGGUGCCACACUUCUCCAGUCAGUAUGAUUGCCUGUUCUAUUGUACCAUGUAUGAUCUUGUCCCUUCCUGUAUUCUUCAUGACAGAUUAUGAUGUGGCUUUAUAUUGUGCCUUACUUGUACAUGAAAACAAACCGUCUCAUUCCCUUCCACUUCCUAAAUCUUUCACUUCGACCUUUUUGGUAAGAGAAUCAAAGCUAUUCUACAAACAUCAUGAAGGAUUUCAGAUGGGUAUGGUUUCAGAUUCCCUCUGUCUCUCUCUCUAGUGAUUUUAUAUUUGUCCGGAAGACCGGCUUUGAGAGGUUUCCGAACAGGAGGUGGGGGGGCAAGCGGUGGUUCCACUACGCCCCUCUGUCCUGAUUCUCAUCAGUUGGUCGUACAUCUUCUUUCUGAUGCUUGACUUCAUUUGCUUCAUCGCAGUAGUCUGCAUUUAAAGAAAGGUGUGUCCUGUUCAUCAGCUUGAAGUUGACUAUUUCAUUUUUCCAGAAUUUUUUAGAAGAGUAUCCGUUUUGUUUGUUUUAUAAAACAGAUGACAAGUCUCUUUAAAAGAAACAGAAGUACAGUACUUUUGAAAUACAAUGCUGUUAGUUUGGAUUUCUUUUUUAUAUAUAUAAUAUUCAUACAAUUAUCUGAUGUUUGCCUUCAUUAAUAAAGCUGUUAGUUUAUUCACCAAAAUGUCAAGAAUGGAUGUGCUUUUCUUUAUUCCCACACGUGUAAAAAUAUUUUAGCUGCUAAGAUUUAGUUAACUUUCUAAGAGACGAAUUCCAGUUGCCUUCAGCGGACAUUAACCCUUUUGUUCCCUUUCUUUAUAUAGUCUUCCUGAAGUUUUGUUUAAGUAUUUUCUGGUUAAGUGUGUAACAGAAUGUUAGCAUCUCUCCAAAUCUUGAAACUUGAAUUUUGAGGAUGCAUCGAAUCGUGCUCCAGUGUUCGGCGUCCUAGUGAAGUCCGUUGUGGAAUAGCGUUUCCCGUGGGACCGAGGCCGUGGCCACAACUCCGCACAAAACUCCAGUCUCGUUCUUCCCUCGAAUCAUGACAGACCCGUCUCACCCAGUGCCGUAAUACUUGUGGAUUCUUUUGUAAUCUUUGUACUCUCAAUAAGGGCAUUACGAGAAGAUGACUCCAUGUUUUUUUACUACUUCACACACGUCGGGGUGUAACCGCGAACGUCCCCGGUAGGGAUGGUUGUUUCGUUUUAAGGAAUAAGCGCACAGGGGCGAGACGGUGAAAUGCACUACUGAACGCUUUACACUCCGCAGGCGCGUGGGGUCAUGUGUUGAAGCAUAGCCCUCCUGCUUAGUAAACUGACUGAAGCUGUAGAACUUACACCUAGGGACCGAAUUCUGCCAAAUUGCCAUUUCUGUUCAGAAAAGAGAGAUUUGGGGGUAGUCAUGAGGGAACGGAACCUUAAAGCUACUUCCAGAUAGUGUUUCGGAGACGUGGUGACCUGCCCAGAACACCAGAGUUGGGGUGUCAGGUGCCAAGUUGGGGCGAACUGCUUUUGCCUCUUUCAUCACAGGGGUGUCGUCGGUUAAACCCCGGGGGUGGGGUGGGAGCGGGACUGACUGCUGUGUCUUGCCCUUGGUUUUCCUCCCAGAACCAAAUAACAGAAAUGUGUAUGCGUGUGUUGUAUCUGCCUUCCGACCGCAUUUUUUAUGACGCUGUAUUCCACUGCCUGCCUUUUCUGCCUUCUCUCCCUGGGAUUUGUCCUGCAAUGCAGCAUUUGUGGCUGGCAGUCACGCGACGGCUGACCUCGCACGAGAAGUCACAAGAGAAGAGCCAGAAGGGCAAGAAUUCAGAGCAUUUGUCCAUACAAUGCGCGACCUCUCUUGCAUAGCUGCGUAGGAUCCUCUUUGUCAUGCUGUCAUCUUCUGUCGUCUUGUUCCUCCGCCCCCCCUCCCCACCCCACCCCACCCCCCAACUGGAGCUAUGAAACUUUUAAUUGGAUUCAGUCUUGUCUUUUGUCUAGAAAGAAUUUUAUCUUGUUGACGCAUGAGCUGUUUAAAAAUUAUUCUAUUAAAUGUUGGUUAAUAGUUGUGCAGUUUUUCUUUUCCGGAGAAAAGGCGAUUCACACGUUGCCUUUGUUUUCUGUCCCCUUCCAGUCCCCUCAGCACUUCUAGUCACAGAUUUCAUCCGUGUAUGCAACGUCCUUUGUAAUUUAAAAUAAAAAAAGAUGGAAAGAAAA